Triticum aestivum (bread wheat) is the source of this 1094-nucleotide messenger RNA. RefSeq lists its product as uncharacterized. The transcript has 5 exons. The record is from RefSeq and is a predicted model, not a curated record. Bases 17 to 682 code for a protein of 221 amino acids. Gene Ontology annotation, molecular function: zinc ion binding. Lineage: Eukaryota; Viridiplantae; Streptophyta; Magnoliopsida; Poales; Poaceae.
UAAGAAGUUGAAUGCAAUGACCAGGGAAUUAAACUUGGAGGUGGUAGAAAGCUCAGAAGAAGUGGCUGAAGUAACUGCAUUAGGUGGUAGUGGCUUUAGGUUUGUGGUCAACUUGCAAGAGGGGACAUGUUCUUGUCGACAAUGGCAAGUUUCUGUCCAUCCUUGCAAACAUGCUCUUGCAUUCAUCACGUCACUUAGCAAUGCACACAUACGACACUAUGUGGACUUGUAUUUCUCCGUUGACAAAUAUAGAGCAGCUUAUGCCCAACUAAUUCCUGCUAUGCCGGACAAGACCCAAUGGCCUAAAUCUGACCAUGGAUUCUUCAUGCAUCCACCACUAUUGAAGGCCACGGCUGGUAGGCAUAAAACUGAGAGGUACAAAGGUUGCGGUGAGAAGAAAAGGAAAAGUGGUCAACACUUAUGCCCUAUUUGUAAGGAAUAUGGGCAUCAUUGGCACAAAUGUAAGAAGGGAAACCCAGAGGACAUUGCUGCAAUGAUGGCUGUGAGAGAACCACCAAAGAAAAUGACAAAGACAACCAAAACAACAAAGUUAUCCAUUGUGCCUUGCGAAGGAGUACCAACAAGAAUGUGUUUUCCCCCAAGCAAAAGCUUGGAAACUACAACCAAAAAAAGGGGAAACAUGUUAACUCUACUGCUGGAGCAUCAAAAAGCAAAAGCUUGAGAAUACAAACAAAAAGGGAAAAGGGGGGAAUCUGAAUCGGUUCGAUCCAAGAGAUCAAGAACCGGCUCAAAACAGCCGGAGCCAAUUUCCAUCGAGUUUCCUAUGUCCAGCGAUGAAACAAAUGUUCCUGUGAAGGUUAGGGGCAAGAGUAAGGAGUGCAUUGAAAAGACUCCUAUGGUGCCACAAGACAGCCCAGCAAUGUGCACAAGAAGCAAAAAAUUUAACUCUGCAAGCCCUUCAAUGAGCACAAGAAGCAAAAGGCGGCUUAGUUUGUGAUUGUCAUGUUUUCCUUAAUGUCAUGGUUACUUUUGGAUGUCCUUUUGUGCUGCUCAUGUGAUGUACUUGUGGAACUGACCUCAUGUGUGAAACAGUAUGUGAUGCAUGCCAACUAGUACUGAUGUAUGUGGUGAAU